GUACAUGUCCCAGUCAUUUCCAUAAUUCAUCAUAAAUUGUGCACGGGUGCUAUAGACGCACAAAACCAUCAAGAGCCACAAAUCAAGCACACAUAUUAUUUUCUCUAAAUAGUAACAACAGUAUAAUUAUUAUCAACAAAUGAGCUCUUAUUUUGUAAACUCAUUCUGCGGUCGGUAUCCUAAUGGCGCGGACUACCAGUUACAUAACUAUGGAGAUCACAGCUCGGCGAACGAGCCAUACAGAGAUUCCGCAAGCAUGCAUUCCAGCAGGUACGGCUAUGGCUUCAACGGGAUGGAUCUCAGUGUCGGACGCUCUGCCCCCGAACACUUUGGAGUCAGUGAGCGAGCUCCGGGCUACGCGCCCAGCGCGACAGCUGCGUCCGCGGAGCCCAGGUACAGCCAGCCGGCUGCAGCGACUCACUCGCCUCCACCUGACCCGCUACCUUGCUCCUCUGUCGCCAGCUCUCCUAUCAGCGAAACUCACCGCAGUGUUAAAAACUCCAUCGCGAGCCCUGCCACCUCCUCCUCCAGUUCAAACAGCAGCAGCGCGCGGCUGAACAGGGAAGGUGUCGCCAAGCCGCCCGUUUCUGAAGCGGACAAGCCGACAGGCAGCGCGCAGGCAACUUCCCCAAACCUCACCGAGACCACACAGCCGCAGAUAUACCCGUGGAUGCGAAAACUGCACAUAAGUCACGACAGCUUGGCCGGACCCGAGGGCAAGCGAGCCAGGACAGCCUACACACGCUACCAGACGCUGGAGCUGGAGAAGGAGUUUCACUUCAAUAGGUACCUGACUCGCAGGCGGCGAAUCGAAAUCGCGCACGCCCUGUGCCUCUCCGAGAGGCAGAUUAAGAUUUGGUUUCAGAACCGGAGGAUGAAAUGGAAAAAAGACAAUAAGCUGAAAAGCAUGAGUAUGGCCACAGCGGGGUACCGGGCAUAA
Megalops cyprinoides (Indo-Pacific tarpon) is the source of this 940-nucleotide messenger RNA. It is a transcript of the gene hoxa5a, whose product is annotated as homeobox A5a. Gene Ontology annotation, cellular component: nucleus. Bases 140 to 940 code for a protein of 266 amino acids. Gene Ontology annotation, molecular function: RNA polymerase II cis-regulatory region sequence-specific DNA binding; DNA-binding transcription factor activity, RNA polymerase II-specific. The record is from RefSeq and is a predicted model, not a curated record. Lineage: Eukaryota; Metazoa; Chordata; Actinopteri; Elopiformes; Megalopidae. The transcript is spliced from 2 exons. Gene Ontology annotation, biological process: regulation of transcription by RNA polymerase II; anterior/posterior pattern specification.